AUAAAGAAAAAACUGAAGAUAAGCCAGUUGUGGGGGAGCUCGUGUUACAAACACUCCCCUUCACAAUCUCCCUCUUCAUCCUACGGACCAGAUUUCACCACACAAGUAUAUUACCAUAACCAUACCUUUCCAUUGCUUUUCAGUUCACACGAUCAUUCUCUUUUAGAGAGAAACCAAAGAAGCAGAGCACAGAGUUGGCGAGCAAUGGCUUCUCUUCCAUUCACAUUCGCUCCGGCCACCGUGAGAGUGUAUGCGGCCACAGCUGCAAAAGGAGCUGGUGGGAGCAAGGAGGAGAAGGGGCUUCUGGAUCGGAUUUUGGGGUAUCUACAGAAGGAAGAGCAGCUGUAUGAGAAUGAUCCAGUAUUGAAGAAAGUGGAGGAGAAGAGUAGUGGAGGAACCACCAAUGGCCGCAAGAACUCGGUUGCGGUUCCCCAGAAGAAGAAGGGUGUCUUUGGAGGCCUCUUCGCAAAGAAUUGAGCAUGGUCUUUCUGGUCUGGUGCAUACUUUGAUUACAGUCUCAUCUUCUUUUACUGUACUCUCUGCUUCUUUUCUUGCUCUCUGUGUUUUAUGACUCUCAUAUAUAUUUCUAUAUUUAAGGGCCGUCAAUGCAAUGCAAUUCAAAUUGUCAUUAAAGAA
Tripterygium wilfordii is the source of this 636-nucleotide messenger RNA. RefSeq lists its product as uncharacterized. Gene Ontology annotation, cellular component: chloroplast. The transcript has a single exon. Bases 205 to 477 code for a protein of 90 amino acids. The record is from RefSeq and is a predicted model, not a curated record. NCBI's taxonomy places the organism in Eukaryota, Viridiplantae, Streptophyta, Magnoliopsida, Celastrales, Celastraceae.